CAGAAUGCUAAGGAAAUGCUACCUGUCUUUCAAGAAACAUUGUCAUUCUAUGACUCCUAUCCAAAGGUUGAUGAUAUCAAUGUGUAUGGGUUUUUGUGGUACGUUUUCUCACAGUGUGGGAUGGGAUACCACAGUGACUGAAUAUUCAUGUCGCGUUGUACAAAAACCCUCAACAUAAUUUCUAUGUUCAGAACCUUAAAAGUCAACAAGGCACCUGACACUACUGGGCAAACUAAUUGCACUACAGUUUUGAUGGAACUCCUGCCCGCCCAACACUGUCCAUCCUCACCCCACUACACAAGAUAGAGAAUGAUGACCAGCCUGAGGUGUGCCUGGCUACAGGCUUCUUUCCUAGGAUUGAAAACAUGAAUCUCACCCAGGGGAAUAAUGUUACUGUCCCACGCAAAACAACCAAGGCAGCUUUAUCUUCCACACGUACCUACUUCUUCGCCGGAUUCUCCAAAGAGAACAUCAAGCGUUGUGAGAUGGAUGGCGUCGUCAAGAAGCGCGUUGAUGAUGGUGGUUUUCCAGAUGUGUCUAACGAUAAGACCACGGCUACAACUGCUUCUGACAAUUGCGAACAUGAACGCCUCAACAAUGCUACUGCCACCAACUAUACCGAUUAUACCAAGAUGAACUUCACAUCCUUGGUUGUGUAUGGUUUGAGAGUGCUGUUUGCCAAAGCCGUGGCAUUUAAUGUGCUAUUUACUGUCAAGGCCCUGGUGUUCUAGGGAAGUGAAAUUAACUCUGUUUUAGUUCAGAUUGUUGACAUAAAAUUGAUUAAAUGACAGCUGUAAAGAAAAAAAUAUAAUCUAUAAUAAUUUGCUUAAUUGCAUUACAGAAUAAUUCGCAAUUCUAUUUACAGACCUAUUUUCACUUGGACUCCUACUUUUCAGUUCUACUUUGCAUCCAGUUUGUGAAACCUGCCUUGUGGUUUUAUCGAGAGCUUCAACAGUAUUCGCAUCUGACUUUUUCAGGUUUGAAUGCUGCAAUUCCUCUGCUUACACUUUGGAAAUACUAGAUACUAAAUACACACGUUAUGCAUGUGAUUGUUCGGUAUUAAACGUUAGGUUACACGUUAUAUUCUAUAUAAUUUUAUAUUGUGUUAUGUUAUUUCUAUUUACUUGUAUUAUAUCUUUAACUGCGAGUUGUCAUCAAAAGUGUAUAAAGACUCCAAAAAUGAUCUCAAACAAUAAUGUAAUUGUACAUUGAUCAAGUUGUGUACGUGGAUACUUUGCAGUUGUUUCUAAAUGCACAAAACCUGUCAAUAGAGAGUUUAAACCACAUUUUCACCAGUACAUUGAAACCAUACGAACAGAUAAAGAUCUAUAAGACACCUUGACUUCCAAGAAAUGGCUCCAUCAGUUACUUUAUAUGCAAAUGUGUGCUCAAGAAGUAACAGUAGCGAGAAACACGCAUGAGAGUGAGAAACACACACCUUAUAAUGGUUGAUGAAUUGUAUUAUGAAAAUCAUUUGCAAUUACAUGUGUGUCUGAUAUGAGUCAAACAUUUUAGAAACGUAUAUGGGAGCUGUAAAUGUAUUGAAAUUAAACAGACACGGCUUUUCUAUUCUAAUCUAAACCAUUAUGAACGUGAAAAGGUGGAUGUCUAUCAAAUGACUAAAAUGGUCGGAAAGUAGUAGUCAGACUCCGGUUUACCAGAAACAUUUGCUUUGGACUAAUCAUUAGGCCUUCAGAUUUAGUAGAGAAGUGCACAUUUUAGAAUAUGAGAUGAUGUUGCCCUCUGCUGGUUGUAAAAUGUGUUUUUCUCCCUGUUGACAUUGUGACCAUUAAAUCACCUGGGCUCAGUUUUUCAAAAGUUAUCUGUCUGGAUUUCGCCUAUUGGAUAGGAUUAAAUGCAUAGAAAUAGACUGACAGGAACGGGUAUCCCCAUUCAAGUCAACGAUUUGUCCGUUCUAUUCAUUCUAUUUCUAUGCACCUAAUCCUAUCCGAUAGGCCAAAUCCAGAAAACUUUUGAAAAACUGGGCCCUGAGUAUUGCUUCACUGCGUGUAUCUUAAUUGUAUUUUCUUGAUUCUUCAUGUCCUCCCUCCUUGUCUCCUUCUGGUUCCUUCUUUAAUGCGUUUUGAGAAGGAGGCAUAGAGAGAUUAUGUGAGGAAAAAUGUCAUGCAGUAUUGUGUUUUCAGUUAUGUAUGUUCUAUAUAUGAUCAAUUGAACCACCGUAAUACAUUUUGCUUGUGAAUUUGAGCUUUUUGGUGUUCAAGUGUUUUAUUAAAUUAAUAAAUCCAG
Molecule: messenger RNA, 2247 nt
Organism: Oncorhynchus gorbuscha (pink salmon)
Lineage: Eukaryota; Metazoa; Chordata; Actinopteri; Salmoniformes; Salmonidae
Exons: 4
Coding region: 366-731 (121 amino acids)
Source: RefSeq, a predicted model, not a curated record